This is a messenger RNA of Diprion similis, 1153 nucleotides long. RefSeq names its product protein unc-50 homolog (gene Unc50). The record is from RefSeq and is a predicted model, not a curated record. Lineage: Eukaryota; Metazoa; Arthropoda; Insecta; Hymenoptera; Diprionidae. Bases 265 to 1068 code for a protein of 267 amino acids. Gene Ontology annotation, cellular component: Golgi membrane. The transcript has 7 exons.
AUGUUAAACGUCAUCUGUAUGGUGUCAUUGGUGUUUCUGAUUAAGGCUCUAAAUCAGAGUGAAAGAAUAAAAAUUAAAGUAAUAAGGAAUGGUAUCGACCAUAGAUGUGGAAUUGCACAUUCCUGCCGCAUGGCAAUGAUAUUGAAGCAAGAAUUUUACAAAUUGUCAUUUAUUCGAAGAUUCCAAGGAAUUCCUACUUAACCUAGAAGAAUUUGACAAUUUGAUGUCUUCGCUGUGAAGAGAAUUCAGUCAAACCUUGACAAAAUGAAGUAUACAACCUCGCCUCCGAUAAGUCGCAGCACUUCCCCGUUAUCGUUCAAAUCGGGGUCCCCGCUGCCAAUGCCAGUGACCUACAGACAGGACUGCAUGGGAGCAGCAACAAAGUGCUACAAGUAUCUCAGGAAAUUAUUGAAGUUUGAGCAGAUGGAUUUUGAAUUUGCUCUUUGGCAAAUGUUAUAUCUUUUUACAGAUCCACAAAAAGUGUACAGAAACUUUCAAAGCCGAAAGCAGACAAAGUCCCAAUUCGCCAGGGACGAUCCUGCAUUUUUGGUUCUACUGAGUUGCUGGUUGUGCAUCUCAUCAAUAGGCUUUGCAGUUGUAUCAGGACUAGGAUUUUUCCAAUUUCUAAAAUUCCUGUUCUAUGUCAUUUUGGUCGAUUGUAUUGGAGCAGGGAUAAUUGUAGCCACAUUAUUCUGGUUCGUGAGUAAUCGUUAUUUGAGGAUCAACAAUGUUCAGGAUGUCGAAUGGGGAUACGCAUUUGACAUUCACCUUAACGCGUUUUUUCCACCUCUUACGAUUCUACAUUUUAUACAAUUAUUUUUGUAUAAUGGACUGAUAAGCCACGAGGGAUUCUUUUCUCGAUUCAUUGGAAAUACGUUUUGGCUGAUAGCUGUUAGCUACUACAUUUACAUUACAUUCUUGGGAUACGCUAGUGUACAGAUUCUUCACAAAACACACUUGAUAUUAGCUCCCCUGCCCCUAAUGGUCUUAAUAUAUAUUAUUAGCCUGGCAAUAGGCUUGAACAUCAGCCAUCUUGUCAUGACAUUUUACCUUGAACGAGUUGUUUGAAAUUGUACAUGUUUGAGAUAAGAAUAGAACUAUUAUUGUGGAGUACAUCGUCUGAUUUGCAAAUAAAGAACUUCUGUAUUAUAUA